This is a messenger RNA of Aspergillus puulaauensis, 1461 nucleotides long. RefSeq names its product glycosyltransferase family 31 protein. Gene Ontology annotation, cellular component: membrane. The coding region runs from base 1 to 1461 and encodes 486 amino acids. Gene Ontology annotation, molecular function: acetylglucosaminyltransferase activity. The record is from RefSeq and is a predicted model, not a curated record. The transcript has a single exon. Lineage: Eukaryota; Fungi; Ascomycota; Eurotiomycetes; Eurotiales; Aspergillaceae.
AUGUCAAACAAGUUCAGCAUACGGGACCCAUCCCCGAUGAAUUCAUCGCGAGUUUGGAAGAAGAAGUUUCCACGCUACUUCGUCGUCGCUUGCCUGGUGGGAGCAUUCUUCCUUUUCGGCCCGCGGUUUAGACAAGAUCCGGACAUUGUUCAUAUACCAGAUGAUCCCGCCAAGCCGAAUAUUACACUUACCGCUCAUGUCGGUUGUGAGCCCGAUUUCACCGUCCUAGAGCGCCUGGGGGUGAUAAAGCUGUCUCAGUAUUUGCGCCGGGAAGUGGUGGCUGUCCAGUCUCCAGAUAACCUACCCCUGACCCAAGUUCUUGACACCCCUUUGUUUGACCAAAGUGCCAAAAAGACAGCGCAAACGGCGGAGAACGCAUUGCAGAGCGACUGCUCUGUCGGCAACCAGAUUUCAUUGCGAACACCGCGCCGCACACGCCAUGUGGAUGGUUCACACUUCGACUUUGGUGUUGCCACAACACUGGAAAGACUGAAUGAGUCCCUCGAUGCCUUUACUCAUUGGGCGAGCCGCACCGGAGUCCGCAUUUUUGCACUAAUUGAGCCAGACAACCGGGUACCUGAGGUGCUAGCCAAGGCCGAAGCACUUGGGAUCAACCUGUCUGUGACACAGUCCAACGAGGAAUAUCAGACCCGGUAUUUCUCACUGGUUUCCCAUUUGGCUGAAAACCUGCGGGAGGUGACUCGUUGGUCCUGCAUUAUCGACGACGACACUUUCUUCCUUUCAAUGCCUGCCCUGAUUGAGGCCUUCGAGAAGUACGACCAUACACAACCAACUUAUAUCGGCGGCGUAUCAGAAAGUGUUCCACAGAUCGGUAUAUUUGGACUCAUGGGAUACGGAGGCGCUGGCGUUUUCCUAUCUCGGCCUCUAAUUCAACGGCUGAGCGAACCUGAAGUCUUCAAAGCCUGCCAACAAAUGAUACACACAGGUGACCGAAGAAUCUCGCUGUGUGUCUACCAACACUCAAGUGCGCAUCUAACCAUCGAUCAUCGAUUACGACAACUGGACUUCCGAGGUGACGCCUCAGGAUUCUUCGAAGCUGCGAGGCAGCCGCCCCUCUCGGUGCAUCACUGGAAGUCAUGGUUUAAUACCGACAUGGCAAAACUCAGCAAAAUCAGUGAAGUUUGCGGUGAAGCCUGUCUCUUGAAAAAAUGGCAGUUCUCUGAUGGCUGGAUCCUGACCAACGGUUUUUCGAUAACCAAAUACAGCCGAGAAAUCAGCCCUGACGACAUAUCGAUGGAGCUCACCUGGGACGGUGAUCAUGAUCCGGACCGUGAUGCAUUCAUGCACGAGCUUGGACCCCUACGUGACAGGGACAACGGGAAGAUCAGCUAUAUCAUGGCGGACUCGAUCAUGGACACGGACCAAGUCCGACAAUGGUACAUCCACCGCGACCCUGAAAAUGGUGAUCAAAUCAUGGAACUGGUUUGGCAAAGGCAGUGA